Messenger RNA from Botrytis byssoidea, 3135 nucleotides. RefSeq lists its product as uncharacterized. The record is from RefSeq and is a predicted model, not a curated record. Gene Ontology annotation, molecular function: phosphatidylinositol-4,5-bisphosphate 5-phosphatase activity. NCBI's taxonomy places the organism in Eukaryota, Fungi, Ascomycota, Leotiomycetes, Helotiales, Sclerotiniaceae. The coding region runs from base 1 to 3135 and encodes 1044 amino acids. Gene Ontology annotation, biological process: phosphatidylinositol dephosphorylation. The transcript has a single exon.
AUGGCCCCGAACACGAGAGAUUCGAUAGAUGAGGAACCUGUCGAAGUCGAAUUGCCUAUGACCUCCAGUCCACAAUCCCUCUCGAAAGCCGUCUAUGCGCGACGAAACGAAUAUACUCGACCGCAUAAAAUCAAAAUAAAGAUUGGGAGCUGGAAUGUUGCUGCUUGUCCUGCAACCGAGAAAGAUCUCGCAGGUUGGUUUGUGCAAGGCAAAGGCAUUGACAAACGACUAGCUGGGCUUGAUAUAGCCAAUGCGAUUGAGAAGGAGAAUAGCCAAUCGAAUAUAGAAAGUGUCGAGGAACAAGAAUCAAGGAGGAAGAAGAAAGAGUCGACAAUCCCGCUUGGCGAUGGAGGUAUAAUUGCUGGCGGAGAAGAUGUCGGAUUGUAUGUUUUGGGAUUACAAGAAGUUGUUCAGCUCACGUCUGCGAAGGAAUAUAUUGGCAAAGUUUAUUCGAAUGAUAAUCCUGUAACCAUAUGGAGGAAAGCACUUUCUGGGGCUUUGCCAGAAGGUUACACUUUAGUCGCCGAACAACAGCUCUCUGGUCUACUCAUGUUCAUCUACGCAUCCCCAACUGUUGCACCUACGAUAAGUUCUGUCAGCACCGUCAGUAUUGGGACUGGAUUCAUGGGGUAUCUAGGGAACAAAGGUGCAAUCACUACUAGGAUAGUACUGGGAGAAACAACUCGACUUGUAUUCGUAAAUUCACAUUUGGCUUCGGGAACGGAUAAAGCGCAUUUGGAAAGGCGAAUCUGGGAUGUCUCACAAAUAUUGCAAAGAACGCAUUUUGACCCUAUAAGCCGAGGUGGAGUUCUAGAUGAUGCUCAGGAGAGCAUCGGUGAUGAAGAUUUUGCUUUCUGGUUUGGAGAUCUGAACUUCAGAUUGGAGGGGUUACCGGGAGACGAUAUUCGACGCUUGUUGAUGCUUCAUACGAAGGGAGAAUAUGACGUUGGGUCGCGAUCAAGAAAGAAGAUUGAUAACGAAAUUGAUGCUGGUGACGGACCGAUUGUAAUCAGGUCUAUUGAUAGUGAUGACGAGUCUGAGGAAGAGUUUCGUAAAAGCAGUAGCACGUUUGACCCGAACGACGAUUCUUCUACUGUAACUACGCUUCCCGAUCCAGACGAUUUCAUACAAGAUCCAAGCCAAGAUCCUGCCUCAUUACAAGCUACCAUUGAUUCAUUGUUACCACAUGACCAAUUGAGGCAUGUCCAGAAAGCUCGAAGGGCGUUUCACGAUGGCUGGAGAGAAGGACCAGUAACAUUCCUUCCAACCUAUAAAUACGACGUAGGGAGCAUGGGAAUUUUUGAUUCUAGUGAGAAAAAAAGGGCACCAAGUUGGUGUGAUAGAAUUUUAUUCAGAACACGGAGAGACAAAUUGGUGUUUGAUAACAAGAUGAAGGAAGAGGCAUUGGCAAGAGUAAAAGAUGAAGAAAUGAAGGCCCAAGGAAUGGAUCAUGCCACCGAUGAUGAAGAUGUCCUUUUCAGUUAUGACCCAGACGAAGAUGGGGAGCAACAGGCCACGCCUUCCAAGAGCGACGAUUAUGAUGAGUACGACGAAUACGAUGAAACAGAAGACAAUGAAAAUGCACCGGUAAUAACUAGGGAUGGAUUCGUGGAUCGAAUAAAUUUGGAUAUUUAUACCUCACAUCAACGAGUUCUCUCAUCAGAUCACAAACCACUCGAUGCUGUUUUUACCUUGGAAUAUGACGCAGUCGUCCCCGAACUAAAGUCAAAAGUACAGCAAGAGGUUGCUAGAGACCUUGAUCGAGCGGAGAAUGAAGCUCGCCCUGGAAUAACCAUUGUUAUAGAUCAUUCACAGAACACAGAGGAAAGUCAUCAAAAUGAUAAAUCUCGCAAGAAUUCCAAUGACGGAAAUGGAGCUGUUGAUUUUGGUGAUGUGGAAUUCGAGCACCGAAAAUCUAGAAACAUCACAAUUGCAAAUACGAGUCAAGUCACAUCUACAUUUGCAUUCGUUGAUAGACCUGGUGUUGAAGGCCAAGAGGACAGAAUUGCACCGUCGUGGCUCAGUGUGUGGUUUGCAGGAUUUUCUAUGGAUGAAGAUGAUAGAGCCUUACAAGAUCUUAAAAGGGAGGUUACACUGGAACCUGGGGAUGCAAUCAAUGUCACACUUGAGGUUUUAGUACACGAUCCUUCCUCUGUAACGUCAUUGAACAAUGGGGACGUCCUACUCGAAGAUGUAUUGGUACUACGAGUUACAGAUGGAAGAGAUCACUUUAUUCCAAUCAAAGGAAACUGGCUCCAAUCUUGUUUAGGACGGUCUAUUGAAGAGCUCAUUCAUAUACCAGAAGGUGGUGUGCGAGCUUUAUUACCCCGUCCAAGAGGCCAACCCGGACCUCCGGUCAAUAGAGGUCAGGAAGUGACUUGGUCUGCCCCUCGAGAAUUGCUUAAACUCACACAAGUCGUCGAUUCUCUCACCGAUCGUGUCGUGGCUGAUUCAAACAUGUUGGAAGGAGCAAUGAUACCUAGAGAUUCUCCCGGUUGGCCAUUCGAUGAGAAGACAUGGCGUUACAAAGAUCAACCUACUAGGAUCGCUCUGAAAAGUCAAGUAUUAACAGCUCUCGACGCCGAUCAAAGUAUAUAUGAUAUAUUCCCCGUCGAAAUUCCAGCCGCGCAUCGACUCGAAAUCGUAGCAGAAGUUCUCAUCCUCUUCUUACGCAGUCUCACCGAUGGCAUUAUUCCCGUACCUCUAUGCGAGCAAAUCGACUCCGAUAUCACAUCUCGAGUAAACACCCAAUCGGACGUCGAAGAAACAAAAGCGUGGCUACUAGAUAUUCUCUCGUUGCCGCACCACAAUAUCUCUUUCGUCUUCCUCACCUCAACACUCUCCCGUGUAGCCGGAGAACUAGCACCAAUACCCAAAGUAAGACGCUCCCUCGACACGGCUGUUCGCAUCGGAUUCGAUUCCGUAAAGAGAACGCUUAGUUGGAAGGGGAGAGCAGCGCCGCUUCCGGAAGAUCCGGCAGCAGUGAGGAGGAGAGAAGUUAAUAGGGCGUUUGCGGACGUGUUUGUGGGGAUAGUUUUUAAGGGGAGUGUAGGUGUGAAAGAGAGGAAUAAGAGAGUGGUGGAGGAGAAGAGGAGAGAUGUUCUAGAAGCGUUUUUGAAGGGGUUUUCGCGUUGA